Molecule: messenger RNA, 1065 nt
Organism: Polychytrium aggregatum
Lineage: Eukaryota; Fungi; Chytridiomycota; Chytridiomycetes; Polychytriales
Product: pyridoxal phosphate-dependent transferase
Exons: 9
Coding region: 1-1065 (354 amino acids)
Biological process (GO): glycine biosynthetic process; L-threonine catabolic process
Cellular component (GO): cytosol
Molecular function (GO): L-allo-threonine aldolase activity
Source: RefSeq, a predicted model, not a curated record
AUGCAGAGCCGGGCUCACUACGACUUUCGCUCCGACACCGUCACGGUGCCAACCAAGGAAAUGGCGCUGGACAUGAUCCAGUGCGAAGUUGGCGAUGAUGUCUUUGAGGAGGAUCCCACCAUCAACGCCCUGCAAGACUACAUGGCGGACAUUACCGGGCAUGAGGCGGCACUGUUUUGCGCAACAGCCACCAUGACCAACCAGGUUGCGAUUCGCUCUCAUCUGCAAGUCCCGCCGUACAGCGUCGUGUGCGAUCGACGAGCCCACGUCUUUCGAUACGAGGCUGGCGGCAUAUCCUUCCACUCAGGUGCUGCCGUCAACCCGGUCCUGCCGAAGGAGGGAUACCACCACCUGACCGCGGACGUGAUUGAAGCCAAUAUGGUUCUCGAUGACGAUGUGCAUUUUGCUCCCACUCAACUUGUUUGCAUCGAAAACACCCUGAACGGCGAGAUCUUUCCCCUUGACGAAAUCAAGAAAAUCUCGCAACUUGUCCGCUCCAAGGGCGUGCGCAUCCAUCUUGACGGCGCCCGACUGUGGAAUGCAAGUGUGGCCACCGGCAUCAGCAUUAAGGAGUACUGCCAGCAGUUCGACUCGGUCUCUCUCUGUCUGUCCAAGGGCCUCGGUGCCCCUGUUGGCUCUGUCCUCGUUGGAUCCAAGACGUUCAUCAAGAAGGCCAGACAUAUCCGCAAGGUCUUUGGUGGCGGCUGGAGACAGGCAGGCAUCCUUGCGCGUGCUGGUCUCUAUGCCAUCGAACACCACCUACCCAAUCUCAAGCGAGACCACGAGCAUGCCAAGAUCCUCGCCAACGGCCUCGUUGAGCUUGGGUUUGUGCUGGUGCACCAACCCCACACGAACAUGGUCUUCUUUGACGGCAAGAAUGUCAAGCUCCCCGGUGGCGACGGCUUCACGAUGGAAAAGUACUCGGCGAUGCUGGCUCGUCACGGCAUCAAGGUCUUUGGUGGCGAAACAAGCAGCGGCCGGCUCGUCCUGCACCACCAGAUCCCGACGGAGGCGGUCGAGCUGCUCUUGCGAGUGACCAGGGAAUGGAUCCAGACGGGCAACUGA